GCCCUAUUAACCGUUCUACUUGUUAAAUUUCGCAUGUAGGAUGCGCAAUAAUUUCGUCAUUCGAGCGAGGUCCUACACCGAGCGCCAAGAUGCGUUCAAGAUGCAGAAAGUGCUGAAAACGGUAACUGCAAUCGGCGCAGACUCGAGUGCCGAGCCCGUCCAGUCCGCUUAUUUCACUCUCAGGUCUCCGGUGCAAAGUGAAACGUAUUCGAAUACGUUUUCCACUCACAGCGCGUCCAGCAUUGGCAGUGAGCAAUCAACGUUUCAAGUGCAGAAUAGCAUCACCCAGAGGCCUGACUCCGGCUUGCCACCGACCCGCUUUGCCGAGACCAAAUACGCCGCUUCCAGUGCUGACUGUCCGAUAACCCACCAUUCACCCCACAGUAUUGUGGAGGGAGAGGAGUCACUCACAGCCCUGGCCAUGAAUAGCGCGGGAAUUGACAUCAGUGGCGAUUGCUUACUAUCCGACGUCACACCACGCCUGGUGACCAGGCGGGCAUCACUCACACAGCAAUUUGGUACUGGGGAGACCACUCUCGAGGCUCAGCGACUGCUGCAAGAGAAGAAACGCGGGCACCGACGUUCUCGAUCCGAGAACUCCAUCUACUCGCCUUGUCAGCAUGACGGUUGUGGAGUCAACUGUGCGGUGACUGCCGGGCGGGAAUACAGUAAAUCGAACCCGGCAGAGGCAGCCAAGCAGAGUAGACUGGCUAGGAAUGUCUCACUUAUGAAGGGAACGAAGUCUAUUCGACGGGCUGUCCGGCGACUAAGGAGCUUCCCCAGCCAGGGCAAAUUGGCCCGUAAAGCCAGUAUGAAGACGUCGUCGAAACUCGGAAAGAAAGACAAGGUGUAUAGUAGCGAGCAGAUUGAUGAGGGGGAAGACGCACGUAGAAACAUUGAUAUUUCAUACGAAACAGAUACUUCAGAAUGCGAUGAUUCCGAGCUGGAUGCGGUUGGAACGUUGUCACGUCGCUUGAGUUCUGAACUUGAUCUGGAGGAUCUAUUGCUUUGUCUGCCAGACGAUGCGGAAGAAAUUAGAAGAAUGGAUUUGUUUGAAAACCAGGGUGGUGAAUAACGUGACAGACCGUUAAAUAAUAAAUACCUCAACAGGGCUAUGAUCAGA
Molecule: messenger RNA, 1123 nt
Organism: Sphaeroforma arctica JP610
Lineage: Eukaryota; Ichthyosporea; Ichthyophonida
Exons: 1
Coding region: 41-1075 (344 amino acids)
Source: RefSeq, a predicted model, not a curated record